AUAAACAAUUCUGCUUCUGUUAAUAUGAGUGAUCCUAUAAAUAGUCACAAUAAGACUGCUAAUAUGAAUGAUUCAACAGAUAAUUAUAAUGAACUUACUAACAUAGAUAACUCUUUGAAAAAUCACAAUAUUGAUAACUAUAAUAUUGAUGAUAUAUUAAUCUCUAAUAAUUAUACUUCAACAUCUUUUGUAUUGGUAUCAUCUGUUACCAACUUUGAUACUGGCUUGACCAAUAGUACACCUACUAAUGCCAUUAGCCAAACUAAUAGUGAAACUUCCAGUCAAACCACAUCAUCAAAGUAUACAUCUCAUGUAUAUAAUAGUUUUUCUAUAGUACAUGAUAAACAAAAAGCUAAAUGCAAAUACUGUAAUAAGUUGUUAAGUCAUAAAAAGGGAAGUGAAACAUCACAUUUUCGACGUUAUCUAGAUUCUUGCCAUAAAUAUCAAAGGUCAUUAUUUAAUGAUAGUGGAUCAGAUCCAAAUUUACCAAAUGGCCAAACUCAAUUAAGAUUUGAUACUCAAACAAGAAAAAGGCUAUAUUCGAAAGAUUCAACCAGAAAAGACAUAACUGAUAUAGUAGUUUUAGAUGAGUUAAGCUUCCAGUUUGUAGAAGGUAUUAGUGCUGAUACAACAAAGCAAGAUGUCAUAAAAGCUUAUAGUAAAAGAAAAACAUUAAUUAAAGAAAUCCUUCAGAAUGCUGAAGGUAGAAUUUCUCUUAUAUGUGAUACUUGGACAUCACUUCAGCAACUUGGAUACUUAGCAGUUACUGCAUAUUUUUUUAACAAAGAAUGA
Messenger RNA from Dentiscutata erythropus, 792 nucleotides. The record is from the annotation of a GenBank genome assembly. NCBI's taxonomy places the organism in Eukaryota, Fungi, Glomeromycota, Glomeromycetes, Diversisporales, Gigasporaceae.